Messenger RNA from Cotesia congregata, 249 nucleotides. NCBI's taxonomy places the organism in Eukaryota, Metazoa, Arthropoda, Insecta, Hymenoptera, Braconidae. The record is from the annotation of a GenBank genome assembly.
AUGGACAAUUAUAUCCGAGUGAAGGAUGAAGAUCAAAAAGCAGCAGCAGAUCAAUUUGCAUAUUUUCCGUUGAUAACCGAGUGUGUUAUAGCAUUGGGCAAAGUCAAUAAUGAGGUAGUGCUGGGUCAUGUUCCUCCAGACGUCAAGCAUGAGUUACCUCACGAUCACUUCAUUGACGACAAGGAGCUAGCAAAAGGAGUAAAAAACCUGAACCUAGGAGGAGAACUUGGAGUUGAUGGGUGUCAAUAA